Molecule: messenger RNA, 1308 nt
Organism: Dicentrarchus labrax (European seabass)
Lineage: Eukaryota; Metazoa; Chordata; Actinopteri; Moronidae
Exons: 7
Coding region: 344-1060 (238 amino acids)
Source: RefSeq, a predicted model, not a curated record
AUAACAAAGUAUACAAUGUUGUUGCUGUAACUUCAUGCUACUGUUGCUGCUGUUGCUGCUGUGUGACGUAUUGAUGAGUGUAGUGCAUUAGUUAGCCCACCCACCCAAAAUCUCCACCAGCUGUCACUGUCAAUGAGUAUUGUCAAAUGGUCUAACUUAGUAUAUUAAGUAUAACUUAGAACAGCUAACAUUCUGCAUCAACACUUCUUUUCCUGAAAGCGUGUAUGUGGUCAGUUUGAGGAACAGGAUGAGCAACUACAAACAGCCCGCCUCUUUAUGUAGAAAGCAGCCUUACUGAAGCACAGUUCAUUGUGGACAUUGCAGAGCUUCAGUCACACUCACCAUGAAGAACUUUACCUUGAUAACAGCUUUAAGUCUCUGCAGCUUCAGCUGGAUCUCUGUCUCAGGUUCUGAGUCUCAGACUGUGGAAGCUCAGCUUAAUGACACAGUCACACUGCUGAGUACCAACAUGUCCAAACGCAGCACUCGGACAUCCUGGCUCAAACUGGUCAAUGGUACAAAGGCCAGCUGUAUCACUGUUAUGAUCAAUGACGAAGUUCAACACUGCGGCGACGGAUUUCGAAAAGGAAAAUAUGAAAUGACAUCCAACAUCUCCACUGUCUUUCUCAAGAUCAAACAUCUGGAUCUAUCUGACUCUGGACUGUAUCUCUAUGGAUGUUGCGAAAGUGGACAACCGAAUUUCAAUAUGAUAAAUUUGCAUGUUAAAGGAGGCAGCGAUGAGCCACAUGAUGACGUGGACAGCCAGUGUGAAAAACAGUCUGAUGGAAAAGAAGAGUCUGAUGGAAUAGCAAAGCUGGUGAUUGUCGUCCUGGGCAGUCUGACUGUUGUCCUUGUAAUGGUCAUCAUUGGUCUGGUUGUCAAAAACAGGAAACUUCAGACAGCUGAUAAAGAAGAACAGAAUCCAGAGCAAAGAGAGAAUCUGGACUCUGAUGAACUGAAGGAUGCAGCCCUGAGUUUGUAUUCAACAACAAUAAGAAACAGGAGGCCUGAGUCAGAGAGACAAGUGGAGACUCGUGUUAUUUAUGCUGCCAGCAGAUAGACUCAGAGUGGUUCAGAGGAGCUGAUGCUUUAUCAUAUUAAUCUGCUACUGUGUUCUUUUGUGGUUGGGUGGUCACAGUCCAAUAAUAUUUGACUUCUUAUCAGUGCUUUUACUCUCAUGUCUUGCUCUAUCUCUUGCUCUCUGUGUUGCUAAUUUUAUCUGACUUUGGUGACUGUCCAGAUAGACAAUAGAUAAUAGAAGCCUGUGGUCUGUUCCAUCAAAUCUCUGUGCAAAUAAAGUCUGAAAUG